Messenger RNA from Pochonia chlamydosporia 170, 1740 nucleotides. RefSeq lists its product as hypothetical. The record is from RefSeq and is a predicted model, not a curated record. The transcript is spliced from 2 exons. NCBI's taxonomy places the organism in Eukaryota, Fungi, Ascomycota, Sordariomycetes, Hypocreales, Clavicipitaceae. Bases 1 to 1740 code for a protein of 579 amino acids.
AUGCCAAUUCUUUCCUCAACACCCCGUACUGUCAGAAAAAAGGAUAGCGACAGCGAUAAAGAUUGGGGACCAGACAUGACAAUGCCCAAAAGAAAGAGGCAUCCGCGUAAGAAGGACGCACUAGAGUCCGGCAGCGCAGCACAGCCUGCAGCCAGACGCAAGAAACUGACGCUUCACAAAAGCACAGAUUCUAACGCAAUCGACUUGUCCAAAGGACUUUCAAAUGAGCGUGGAGAAAGGGGUGCAGCUUCCGACACAGAAUCUACACAGACAGCCAAGGCUAUGUCAGCCAGUAGCUUAGGAACUGCAGGGAAGAAGAGACCAUUCCAACGGUCUGAAUACGAUGACGCUAUUCCAAAGCGGCCGAAAAAAUCGGAAGAAGUUAAAGAGCUUCUUGGAUCCAUAUUGGAAAAUAUGCAAACGUCUGAAGAGCGAGUCGAGAGGGCGGAGGUGCUGAUUACGAGCUUAGAACACGAGCUGAUCAAGUAUCAGAAGGCACUGGUAGACAUGGAAGAGAAGGGUACGAGAAGGUUAGCGGAUAUAGCUUCUCUAACAGCGGAAAAGGCAACCCUGCGAGCUGAAAAUGAUAAAUUGAAGCACGACCUCGAGAAGUUCAAGCGUGACACUGACGAGGUUCGACAGCAGGCCGUCCUUGCACUAGAAGAGGCGGAACAGAAGAAUGCGAACGAAAACCAGGUUUCUACAACUUCUACUCUUCAGAACUGGAAGCUGCUGCAGUACCAAAUCCACAGAUUCGUGGUUUUGAAUCUCAAAACACAUCCCAAAGAAAUUGGAACACAAGUUCUGGGAAUGGCUCGACUGAUCAAACUAUGCAGAGAAAAGUCGGAGCUUCAAGUGCCACUUCUCGAGAGGUUCAUAUGGAGUGUAUUGGUGGGUUUCUUUCGCGGAGAGACCAAUAUUUGGGGCGAGAAAUUUAUGCCAGCUUUUACGGCAUGUUAUCGCGAUGUCAAAGGAGUACACCAAAACAAACCAAAUGCUUUACGGGCUCUAGGGCUAGUAAAAUCAAAGGUGACAGAUGUUAUAUACACUGAGCUCGGGCUGAACGACGAGCGAAUACGUUGUCACAUGGAUUGGGUCUGCGAACAGCUGCAGCCAUUCAAAACUGAUCCGGAAAGCUCUUUACAGGACGGUAUGACUGGAAUAUUUCAAUCUGCGAUCCAACUCACGAAAGGUUUCAUGACUUCUCGAGCCAUUUAUGAGUUAAAACCCGCUUCGUUUCGCCCAUUUCCCGACAAUGAGACCAUGCCUUUCGACGGCAAUACGAUGGAGACCACGUCGCAUAUUGGGACAAACCAUGGCAAAAAUGAAUUGAAAACUUCCGAUGACAACAGUGUGGAUGCUGUGUCAACCAUUGUGGUAGGUUCUCCGGAAUCUGGCAGCGACUUUGGAUCGAUUCCUUACGAAGUUGAAAAUAUGAAGCCAAAAUCAAACAAUAAUGUAAAGUUCACGGUAUCUGAUAACAGCGAGGAUAUGGCCGCCUCUCAUGGCAAUGAAAUACCGGCGAGUGCGUCACAUAUCGAUGACGAGGGCACGGUAUCGGAUCGCAAUGAUAUAAUUGAACGUGCCGAAUAUUUCGUUCGCGUGUUGCAGUGCCCAGCGCUUUAUGUAACUGGCACGGAAGAAGGAGAGCGGUUUGAGCGAAGAGAAUUGAUUUGUAAAGCUCGUGUAGCAGUUUCUUUGCGGAGAGUAGCACGUCACAGGCAGGGAAAGGGGCAUUAA